CGUACUCACGUCUGUGUAAUAUGUGUUUUGCAACAUGGCAGCGGUCAGGGGAAAGGUGGCACAGAGUUGUCUGACAACAUGUUUCUUUAGACAGACACACAUCGGCGGCAUUGCCACCUUUCCUCUCCUAGCGACACGGGGCGAGAAUUCGAUACAAACCUCUCAUCUACACACCAAUAGAGGGAGCAGGAAUCCUCUGGUCAAAGCGAUCCUUGGGCAACACAGGAAUGGACAACUGCUAUUGGUUAGCUCGCUGUCAGUCAGACACAACAGCACACAGACUCCUGUUGAACCAGUGCAAACAGUAUCUAUCCCGAAUACACCAGCUGAUGUUCCGGCCGCCAUCCCAGACGCCGCAGCUGCGGCAGUUGUUGACCCAUCCCCUGUCAUCGCCCAGCCAAUCACUGAGCAGCUGGCCGAGGUUGCCCCGACGGUCGCGGACGUUCUGCAGGGGGCCGGAGCUGAAGUCCGACUGGCAGAGCUAGGAUUGGGCAGCUACACGCCGGUGGGAGUGGUCCAGAAUCUGCUGGAGUUCAUGCACAUGGACCUGGGCCUGCCCUGGUGGGGAGCCAUCGUUGUAGGCACGGUGAUCGCCCGCUGUGCUGUGUUCCCCGUCAUCGUCAAGGGCCAGAGAGAGGCCGCCAAGCUCAACAACGUCAUGCCAGACAUGACCAAACUCACUGAGCGCAUGAACGAGGCCAAGCAGAGCGGAAACAAGUUUGACUUUGCAAAGGCGUACUCUGACCUGAUGCUCUUCCAGAAGAAGAAUGAUGUCAAUCCCCUCAGGGGAUUCCUGGUGCCUCUAGUACAGAUGCCCGUGUUUGUGUCCUUCUUCAUCGCACUGCGGAAGAUGUCCUACCUCCCCGUUCCCAGCCUGACGACGGGCGGGGCGUUGUGGUUCACCGACCUCACCAUGUCCGACCCCUACUACAUCCUUCCGCUAGCCGUCACGGGCACCAUGUGUGUCAUCAUGGAGCUAGGGGCUGAGUCUGGUGUGGACAACCCCAAUCUCAAGGCCAUGAAGACGGUACUGAGAAUCAUGCCAUUCGUCAUCCUGCCACUCACCAUCAACUUCCCCACGGCGGUGUUCACGUACUGGAUGACGUCCAACCUGUUCUCGCUGGGCCAGGUGGCACUGCUGAGGAUCCCGGCGGUGCGGCAGAAGCUCCGCAUCCCCGAGAGGAUCAUCCACCCGCCCUCUGCCAUGCCCCCUCAGGAGGGCUUCAUCGACAGCGUCAAGAAAGGCUGGAAGAACGCUCAGCUUGCUAAGCAGCUGGAGGAGAGGGAGAACAGGAUAAAGGGACACCUGGACAUUGCCGCUAAAGGACCACUGAGACAGACGUUCAAGCACAAUCCUUUGCAGCAGACGGCGCCUGCCUCAACCUCCACCUCGACGAAGACGGCCGCCGCCGGUAGCAAGCCUGGGAAGAAGCGUCCCUGGGAGGAAACCAUAGGCUGAAGGGAGGGAGGGUCAUAGUUUGGGUCUGGAAAUGAUUGGUUGACUGGAGGCUUACACGUAAGCUUGGAAGGAUGUGAUUGGAUAAUAGGGGCGACAGGCUGGUGGAAUACCUCCUCCACUGUGUAUAUAUUUAUUUGGACAAAGUGUGAUUAAAGGAUGUGUUGGGGAGGGAUAGAGGGGCAUGUUGUACCGGUAUUAUUAUCAAUAAAGAACAUCGGAUGCCCCGA
This is a messenger RNA of Sardina pilchardus (European sardine), 1686 nucleotides long. It is a transcript of the gene oxa1l, whose product is annotated as OXA1L mitochondrial inner membrane protein. The record is from RefSeq and is a predicted model, not a curated record. The transcript has 11 exons. Lineage: Eukaryota; Metazoa; Chordata; Actinopteri; Clupeiformes; Clupeidae. The coding region runs from base 35 to 1459 and encodes 474 amino acids. Gene Ontology annotation, molecular function: membrane insertase activity. Gene Ontology annotation, biological process: protein insertion into mitochondrial inner membrane from matrix. Gene Ontology annotation, cellular component: mitochondrial inner membrane.